AUGGAAUCAUCAUCUACUACUACUACUGUUAAUAGUAGUGGUGGUGAAGGUGGUUUAGAAGCAGCAAUGAAUGUCAUUGACCAUACGACAGACAAUGAUAAUAUAUCAUCCCAGUCUUCAUCUCCAUCUAUUACUUCUUCAACUACACCUCCACAUCAACAACAUCAACAUCAACAACAAAAUAGUUUUAAUAGUAAUAAUAGUUUUAGUACAUUACAUUUUGAUAAUACUAGUACAUUUAAUAUUAAUGGAGUACCUUUAAAACCUAGUAGUACUAUUCAUUCUACUCAUAAUAAUUCACCACCAUUACCAAAUAUACCAAUUGCAGCUGCAUCUAUUAUGAAUAGUCCUGGUAAAAGUUUAAAUUCAUUCUUUCAUAAUAAUGUAAAGAGUUUCUUUACUGGUAGUAGUAGUUCAACAACGACAACACGUCUACCAACAACUACAACAACAUCAAAAGGAUUAAUUGGAAGUGGUAGAAGUAAUAACUCUUCCUCUUCAUCUAGUCAAAUGAAACCAGUUAGAGUAGAAGAUGAAGAAGAGGAGAGUAAUGUCACUCAACAGAGAAAGUUAUUUGUCGAUUCACCUAUCUUAUCGAUUGACAAUAAGAAUAAUUCAACCAAUAGUGGUAGUAUCAGUAUCAACAGUUACAACAUUGUCUAUGACGACGAUGAAGAUAUGGACGACGAAGAAGACAUGGAUGAAGAAGACGAAGACGAUGGUGACGACGAAGACGAUGACAACGAAGACGAUGAAAGUGAAGAUGAUGAUGAAGAAGAAGAUUCAAUAUCAUUAAAUUCAAGUGGAAAUGAUAUUGAAUAUUCAAGAUCAUAUAGUUUAUUUGGUAGUGAUAAUAGUCCACACUUUUUCAAGAAUAUUAUUCAUCCAGUGAGUGAAUUGAAUACAUCUUCAUUGGUCAAUAAUAGUGUAUUUAAAGGUGCAAGAUCAUCAUCAAAAUCCAAUACUCCCAAUCAUAAUAAUAUGUUUUCUUCUUCACCUUAUGCAGUAUCGUCAUCUUCUCCUCAUUCUGCAACCUAUUCAUCAUCUUCACCAUCUUCAUCUUCACCAUCAUCUUAUUCACCUCAACAACAACAACAACAAACACCACAACAAGCAGUUGUUGGAGAUUCACCAGACAAACUUUUUGUCAUGACAUUUGUCAAUCAGGGAUUCUCAUUGGAGCAAUGUUUGUAUGCUCUCUACAUAUCCAAUCAUGAUCAUGUCCAAGCUUCACAAUGGCUUUUGCAACUAAAGAGAAACUUUUUCAAUAAUUGGCAUUCAUUCUCUCCAGGUGGAUCUUAUAAUGCUAAUGGUAGUAGUAAUAUGGUUGGAAAUACAGCAGCUGGACUUUCACCAUUUGGAUUAUCUUCUCCAAUCGAUUUUUCACCAAGAUUAUCAUCUCCCAUACCAAACCUUGUAAGUGAUGCUUCUUUAAUUCCUCAAUAUCAACAAAGUAAUCAAAAUCAGCAUCAUCAACAAAAUAAUCAACAACAAUCACCUCCUCUACAAAAUCAUCAACAACAAAAUAAAAGUAAUAAUACAUCAUCUCAACAACAUCAACAAAAUAAUAAUAAAAAUAGUAAUAAUACAUCACCUCAACAUCAACACCAACAAAAUAAUCAACAACAACAUUAUAAACAAAAUCAACAAUAUAAAUCUCAACAACAAACAAAUACAAAACCAAAAUCAAAUCAACAACAAUAUCAACAACAACAACAAAACCAUCAACAACAAUUUCCACCUUUACAACAACAAUCACAACAACAACAACAACCAUUACAAAAACAACAAUCACCUAUUCAAUCUCAAAAAUCAAAUAAUGAAUCAUCAACUAUUAAUAAUAAUAAUAAUGAAGCAGAUAAAUUAUAUGAACUAGGAAUUCAAUAUUUAAAACAAAAAGAUUAUGAAAAGGCAUUAAAUCAUUUUGAUAAAUCAUAUGAAAUUCAUCCAACAACUCAAUCAAAAAAUAAGAUUUUUGAAUUGGCAAGUUUAAUUAUUAAAAAUAAGAAUAAUCAACAACAUUUAAAUGUUGAACCAUUACCAAAAGAAGAAUUAAAGAAAAAUGAUGAUACCAAUUCAAAUGUUUCAUCUUUGGAUGCUUCACCAACAACCCUUGCUCAAAAGAAAAAAGAAAAAAAGACAAGAAGUCAAUUAAAAGAAGAAAAGAGAAGACAAAAAGAAGAACAAGAAAUGACUGAACAAAGACAAAAAUUGGAACAAUAUGAACAAGAAUUGUUGAGCAAGAUUGAAAUGGAGAGAUUGGAAAAUGAAAAAAAGGAAAACGAGGAAAGAGAAGAAAAAAGAAUCAAAGAGUUGGAAAAGAAACAAAAAGAAAAAGAAUUGGAACUUGAAAGACAACAAUAUGAAAAGGAAAUGGAACAACGUGCAGAGAUGGAAAAGAAACAAAAAGAGGAAAAAGAAAAACGUGAAAGAGAAAAGAGACGUGCCGAGAAACAACGUCGUAAAGAAGAACAGUUAAGAUUUCAAACUGAAAUGGAAAGACAACGUGCAGAAAGAGAAUUGGCACUUGAACAAGAACAGUUACUCAAACGACAACAACAACAACAACAAAAGUCACAAAAAGAUAAUAGAAGAAAGUAUGUCAAUCCUGAUGGUACAGUUGUCUAUCUUGAUGAAUUACCUGAUCUCAUAUCAGAUAACGAAGAGGAUGGUACUGAUGAUUAUGAUGAAUCUUCAAAUCAAGAAGAUUCCUCAAAUAAUAAUACUCCUCAUUUAAAUAGUAAAUCAGUCUCGACAUCCCCUUCCAUUUCUUCCCCUCCUCCUUUACCAAUCUCUCAACAACCAAAGAAAAAUUCUUCUAAAAAGAAUUUGAAUCAAAAAUCAAAAUCUAAAAAUUCAGAUGGAACAACUAUCGUCAAAACCAAAAAAAGUAGAGGUUCAUCAUCAUCUGGAUCAGCUAAUCCUUUCAACAAUUCAUUGCAGAAACAAGGAGAUAGACCAGAUUUAUUUGAUGAAAUUCCAGAAUUGAUCAAUGAUGAUAUUGAAUAUAGUAUCAAACCAAGAAAGGCAUUACUCACAAGACACCCAGUAAACAACAAAAAGAAACGUGCAUGGAGUGAUAUCAUUGGCGUGCUUUGGUGGAUUGUUAAAAUGUUUACUCUACCAUUAAUGAGUAUAUUGGUUAAAAUAUUCUUUGGAUUCAACUACAAGUAUUGUAAAUGUUGUGAUGCUUUCCAUGACAUGACACCAGUAGCUGGAUUCGUUUGGGGCGAAGUUGUCAAAGACCAACUCAAAAUCUAUUUCCUUGGCAAUGAUCUUCAAAAAGAAGAUGUCACAAAUUAUGUUGACCUAAAACAAUUAAAAGAUUUUGAUUUACAACAUCAACAACAUCAAAGAAUUAGAAAAAAGAAAUCAUCUCUAAAUAAAUAA
Cavenderia fasciculata is the source of this 3390-nucleotide messenger RNA. RefSeq lists its product as uncharacterized. The record is from RefSeq and is a predicted model, not a curated record. The coding region runs from base 1 to 3390 and encodes 1129 amino acids. Gene Ontology annotation, molecular function: protein binding. Lineage: Eukaryota; Evosea; Eumycetozoa; Acytosteliales; Cavenderiaceae. The transcript is spliced from 3 exons.